Messenger RNA from Labrus mixtus (cuckoo wrasse), 542 nucleotides. RefSeq names its product glutamate-rich 2 (gene erich2). Lineage: Eukaryota; Metazoa; Chordata; Actinopteri; Labriformes; Labridae. The coding region runs from base 81 to 542 and encodes 153 amino acids. The transcript has 6 exons. The record is from RefSeq and is a predicted model, not a curated record.
GUCCUCCUGCAUAUGUACCACCUUGUUCUGUGCAGGUUUCUCGCCACAAAGGUCAAAAAUCUGAGUUGCCAAGUGGGGACAUGCUGAGUGAAGACGGAAGAAGGCGACAUGAUGUCCGCCCUGAAGUCAAGCAUCAUCAAGCUAAUGAGGGGGAAGAGGGUGACGAGGAUGAAGACAUUAAGGUGCCAGUGGAGCUGAAAAUGGAGUUCCUCAGAGCUGUGAUAAAGCGAGACUUAAAGCUGGCCUGUAAACUGUGUCAGAUGAUUCUCAUCUAUGAACCAGAAAACCCUGAGGCCUCCAACUUUCUCCCACUGAUCAAGAAGAAGCUGCUUGAAGAGCAAAAGGCUAAGCAGAGCAGCGAGGAAGAUGAUGAUGAUGAUGACUCCGAUGACUCUGGGAGUGACGAGGAGUCGUCUCACAGCUCCAGCGGCUCCUCUUCAUCUUGCUCCUCUUCUCCGCCCUCAGAUGAUGAUGAUGAUGAUGAUAGAGAAGAAAAGCAGGUGCACAGACACAAACGGUGUCCUUCUGAAAAUGAUACAUAA